Aspergillus saccharolyticus JOP 1030-1 is the source of this 1316-nucleotide messenger RNA. Its product is annotated as ankyrin repeat domain-containing protein. Gene Ontology annotation, molecular function: protein binding. Lineage: Eukaryota; Fungi; Ascomycota; Eurotiomycetes; Eurotiales; Aspergillaceae. The coding region runs from base 60 to 881 and encodes 273 amino acids. The transcript has a single exon. The record is from RefSeq and is a predicted model, not a curated record.
GCCGCCGCCGCAAUACCUAUGUGCUUCUUGAUUAUGCUGCACGAAACCUUGGGCGGCAUAUGGUUGAUGAAAAUGACAAUGAGUCGGUUGAUCUAGCCCUCAGAUUCUUCCAAGAUGAACGCAAGGUAUCCGGCAUUGCUCAAAUUCUGGUUGUUGCAGAACGUGUGGUGGAUAUACACGACUUUCCUGCCGACUUUCUGGGAAUACACUACGCGUCAUACUUGGGACUCACAGGCAUUGUUCGCCGGUUGCUGAUGAUGAGCGAAGAUGUCGAUGUGAUAGACUCGUAUAGACGUACACCGCUAUCAUGGGCAGCAGAGAAUGGACACGAAGCCGUGCUAAGAUUAUUGCUUGGAAGAGGAGCUGGAUUAUACUUAGAGGAAGACCCCGACUGGACACUGGUCUCAUCUCGUAGAAUUCCGAGACACAUUCAAGAGGUUUCCGUGGGCUCCUACACACUUCUCACUACGGACGCUUCACUGAACGCGACUGAUAUGCUUGGCCGGACACCAUUAUCGUGGGACGCUAAGGAGGGACAUACAGGAGUGGUUAGACUUCUCCUGGCGAAAGGUGCUAAAGCACACUUAACAGACACCAUGGGCCGGAAAGCUCUACUUCUAGCUGCAGAUCAUGGCCAUGAAGCGGCCAUCAGAGCGCUCCUUGAGAUAGGGGCCACGGAACUCGACUCGGCAGAUUUGCUGGGCCAGACACCACUAUCGAGGGCGUCCAAGGAAGGACACGACGCGGUCGUGCAAGUGCUACUAAGUGUGGGAGUAACAGUACAUCCAGCAGAUGCCAUGGGCCGGACCCCUGUUUUGGGCGGCCAUGGAGGGACACGAAGCCGUGGUUCGGGUCCUGCUAGAGAAGGGUGCUGUAGUUGACACGGUGGAUCGUUUUGGCUCUGUGAGUAUGGGCUAAGAUCUCAGCUUAAGAUGUAAGUUGAAUGGAUUAAGGCGAGGGGUGUGCUUUGUGUUGAUUGUACUGUAGUGAACCAUAUCUAGUAGCUGUAGUAGAUGGGGAGCGGUGACCGAAGCUCGGGCAGAAUUCCGGACGAAACUCGGCGUUCGGCCUCGAGACUGUUCAUCUCGAUAGUUACCGCUUUCGAAGAGUCUGUAUAGCAGCGGCGGAAUUCUCGACAGCGGACGAAACUCGGCACUUGAAAACUGUUCGUUCCGCUACCGCCUCCAGAAGACCAGCGGCAGAAUCUCCAGGCACCGCCUGCUGACGCUUAUCUUAUCGCAUGCCCCCGCCUCUCUCUCUCUCAGGCUGUGACUCCGCAACGCCUCAACCAGACAGAAUUACCUUCCCUCUUAUCU